UGCAGCCGGAGGGGACGGGCCAAGAUGGCGGCAGGCGAGGAGGAAGGGUCGGCGCCGGAGCCGGAGCAGGAACAGGAACGGGAGGCGGCGGCGGAGGAGCCGCGGAGCUUCAAGGACUUGGGAGUGACAGAUGUCCUGUGUGAAGCUUGUGACCAGCUGGGAUGGAAGGUGCCAACGAAGAUCCAGGUUGAGGCUAUUCCAGUGGCUCUCCAAGGCAGAGAUGUCAUUGGACUGGCAGAAACUGGCUCUGGAAAAACAGGAGCCUUUGCUUUGCCAAUUCUCCAAGCACUGCUGGAAACACCUCAGCGAUUAUUUGCUCUUGUGCUCACACCAACAAGGGAGCUGGCCUUCCAGAUCUCUGAGCAGUUUGAAGCUCUUGGAUCCUCCAUUGGUGUUCAAAGCACGGUUAUUGUGGGUGGAAUUGACAGCAUGUCUCAGUCUCUGGCCUUAGCCAAGAAACCACACGUUAUAAUUGCAACCCCUGGCCGUCUGGUUGAUCAUCUGGAGAACACAAAGGGCUUCAACUUACGGGCUCUGAAGUUCCUGGUGAUGGAUGAGGCUGACCGGAUUCUUAACAUGGAUUUCGAGACAGAGGUGGAUAAGAUAUUAAAAGUGAUUCCUCGAGACAGGAAGACAUUCCUGUUUUCUGCCACCAUGACCAAGAAGGUUCAAAAACUCCAGCGUGCUGCUCUGAAGAAUCCCGUGAAAUGUGCUGUUUCUUCCAAGUAUCAGACAGUUGAAAAGCUACAGCAGUACUACAUUUUCAUCCCCUCCAAAUUCAAGGACAGCUACCUGGUUUAUAUCUUGAAUGAACUGGCUGGUAACUCUUUCAUGAUAUUCUGUAGUACAUGUAACAAUACUCAGAGGACUGCUCUGCUGCUCCGCAACCUGGGGUUCACUGCCAUUCCCCUCCACGGGCAGAUGAGCCAGAAUAAACGUUUGGGCUCUCUAAACAAGUUCAAGGCAAAGGCACGUUCUAUUCUGCUGGCUACUGAUGUUGCAAGCAGAGGUCUGGACAUCCCACAUGUGGAUGUGGUGAUAAACUUUGAUAUUCCUACUCACUCUAAGGAUUACAUUCAUCGUGUUGGGAGAACAGCUCGAGCUGGGAGAUCUGGCAAAUCUAUCACCUUUGUCACACAGUAUGAUGUAGAGCUGUUCCAGCGCAUCGAACACCUGAUUGGCAAGAAGCUGCCAGCAUUCCCCAUGCAAGAGGAAGAAGUCAUGAUGCUGACAGAGCGUGUGGCUGAGGCCCAGAGGAUUGCUCGAAUGGAGCUGCGGGAGCAGGGGGAGAAGAAGCGAUCGCGGAACGAUGAUGAUGACACAGAAGAGGCUAUUGGUGUCAGGAAUAAGGUGGCAGGAGGGAAAAAGAAGAAAAGGAAAGCCUUCUAGUUUGGUAUUUGAACAGACGUUUUUAUUUUUCGCUUUUUAUGGCUGUCUGAGCUAUCAAAAACAGUCUACCAAGCCAUCUCCAGUGGAUUUUUUUCAGAACUACAUGUGAAAUUUGGCAGUCCCUGAGGAAAAAAAAGCCUGCUUUUCUUCGCCAGCUACAGAUGGAGCUUGGCCCAUGUUGGUACCAUGGUAGCAGUUUUCCUUUCAGGGACACCGUCAGAGACCAUCACCUCUGGCCUGGAAGCAGCUGUGGUCUGGCCCUGCUCAUUUUACUAUGAAGUGCAGCAUGAGUGCAGGUUUUGCACUGCUGCAGCCUGUCCCACUAUCCAAUCUCACUGAGUGCAUCUGGAGUCAGAUCUGUCAGAAGAAAGAGGAAAAAGUUUAAAAGAAGUGACAGUUUUCACAGCACAGCUGUGAUGCCCUUGCCUUGGUGAAGGGAUGUGUUACAUUGAGAACUCAAAAUAUAUUUUGCUUAAUUUUAAA
Passer domesticus (house sparrow) is the source of this 1872-nucleotide messenger RNA. RefSeq names its product DEAD-box helicase 47 (gene DDX47). The coding region runs from base 25 to 1389 and encodes 454 amino acids. The record is from RefSeq and is a predicted model, not a curated record. The transcript has 12 exons. Lineage: Eukaryota; Metazoa; Chordata; Aves; Passeriformes; Passeridae. Gene Ontology annotation, molecular function: nucleic acid binding; ATP binding; RNA helicase activity.